Molecule: messenger RNA, 2535 nt
Organism: Mesocricetus auratus (golden hamster)
Lineage: Eukaryota; Metazoa; Chordata; Mammalia; Rodentia; Cricetidae
Gene: Tom1l1
Product: target of myb1 like 1 membrane trafficking protein
Exons: 15
Coding region: 84-1514 (476 amino acids)
Biological process (GO): signal transduction
Cellular component (GO): endosome; membrane
Molecular function (GO): ubiquitin binding; clathrin binding; phosphatidylinositol binding
Source: RefSeq, a predicted model, not a curated record
GGAGCCUCGGGCACCGAGCGGGUGGAGUCGCCAGUCGGAGAGCGGUGGAGGCGGAUUUCCUGGGAGGGUUCUCUGGAGCUACCAUGGCGUUUGGGAAGAGUCACCGCGAUCCCUACGCUACCUCCGUGGGUCACCUCAUAGAAAAGGCUACAUUUGCUGGAGUGCAGACUGAAGACUGGGGCCAGUUCAUGCAUAUCUGUGACAUAAUUAACACCACACAGGACGGGCCAAAAGAUGCAGUAAAAGCUUUGAAGAAAAGAAUUUCCAAAAACUACAACCACAAAGAAAUACAACUUUCCUUGUCAUUGAUUGACAUGUGCAUGCAGAACUGUGGUCCCAGUUUCCAGUCUCUGAUUGUGAAGAAGGAGUUCAUUAAAGAUACUCUAGUGAAGCUGCUGAAUCCCAGAUACACCUUGUCCUUGGACAUUCAGAACAAAAUCUUGAAUUUCAUUAAGACUUGGUCGCAGGGCUUCCCAGGAGGCGUGGACGUAAGUGAAGUGAAAGAAGUGUACCUUGACCUGCUGAAGAAAGGAGUGCAUUUCCCACCGUCGGAUGCUGAUGCUGAGACAAGGCAGGAGGUUACUCAGCUCUCACCAAAUAGACCAACACCUGUCCCUACUGCACCCGCUCUUUCCUCUAUAAUUGCUCCCAAGAACCCAACUAUCUCAUUAGUUCCAGAACAGAUUGGGAAACUGCAUAGCGAAUUGGAUAUGGUGAAGAUGAAUGUGAAAGUGAUGACUGCCAUAUUGAUGGAGAACACUCCUGGGUCUGAAAACCAUGAAGACAUCGAGCUGCUGCAGAAACUGUACAAGACGUGUCGGGAGAUGCAGGAGAGGAUCAUGGACCUGCUGGUGGUAGUGGAAAAUGAAGAUGUAACUGUUGAGCUAAUUCAAGUGAACGAGGAUCUGAAUAAUGCCAUCCUUGGAUAUGAGAGGUUCACUCGAAACCAACAAAGGCUUUUGGAACAGAACAGGAACCUGCAGGAUGCCACCGAUACUUCUAAUGAGCCCUCUGCUCCUUCCUGCGAUCUUCUCGACCUUAGUCCCAUCGUGCCAACAACGCCUAUGGCCAAUGGGGAAGCACUCAACACCGUGAAUUCUCAGCUUUCAGCCUUAAGUGUCAGCUCUCUGAGUCCUGCAGUAACAAACAGCUUGUAUCCUAGUCUUCAUCCACAGGUGGAUUUGCUGGCAUCAGAAAAUACAGAAUUGCCCACCCUGUUUACCCAAAGGACCAGCCAAAACCUCGCCUCAAGUCACACAUAUGACAAUUUUCUGGAACAUUCCAAUUCAGUAUUACUCCAGCCAGUUAGCCUACAGACUGCCACAGCAGCUCCCUCGAGCCAGAGGUUGCCAACCUUGACCAGCAAUCAUCCAGUGAUAACAAACAAUGAUCUCCAGCCACCCAAUUACUACGAGGUAAUGGAGUUUGAUCCCUUAGCUCCUGCUACAGAAGCUAUUUAUGAAGAAAUUGAUGCUUAUCACCACAAAGAAGCCCAAAGUCACAGUGACUGCUAAGGUAAAAAACAAAACAAAAAAAACCCACUGGCUUAUGCAACAUAGAUUCCACAUAAUUCAGUGGGAUUAUCACAUUUUAUAUUAAAUUCCCUAAGUACCAUUUAAGUACAAUACUAAAUUCCUCUGAACUACUCAACACUAAUCAGUGCUCAUUAAUAACAAUCUCCAAAAAGUUGGUUUCUAGGCAGUCCAUACAUAUUAGAUAAACCAACAGAACCCAUCAACAGUGUUCCUGCAUCAGUUUUCCUAAAUGCCUGGUCUCCACUGACCUGUUCACUUUUUAUUCCUUCACAUUUUCAACCGUGGAAGAAGUGCAUUCCAACCUUCCCUAUGCUUAAUUUGUGUGGCUUUCCAAAGUCUUCCAGGAGUGCAGGAGGUGGGCCAAUGUCUUCCCUUUAUUUCAGAUGUAUGAUCAACUCAUUAGCAGCACAAAGGACAACUCUCUAAAGUAGUCCCUGCUCAACUGAGGCCUGAAAGACAAGACCUGCUAACAGAGAAAGAAAGCCAGUGGACCACUUCUCUGCCGUAAUGAAGCUUCAACAGAAUAGUUAACAUUUCUGGGUAACACUGCUGUUCCUGACAAUGGCUCAGGAUUUCAGGAGAAGCUGGCUGUAGCAACUACAACUUCAGCAGAAGGAGAACUGCCAGGUACUAGGCCAACUGGAUAAAUUGUAGACUCUUAUGCUGCACAGGCAUUCCUACCAAUAGAAAUCAUCACAGACCUAUAAGGGUACUUGAAGAUGGUCCUGCUACAAAACAUUGUGAACAGAUGGGGCAGGAAGUGAAGACAGUGAGUGCCUUCAUUUAACUGAAUUUGAAUGUAGAAGUCAGUUUGCACUUGUUUAUAAGUAACAUUUUGGUUUAAACUUGAUGACUGGUUUAAUUAUAUUUCAAGUGCCUGAGCAGAACAUUGCAUCAGGUGGCCUUUAUAAUGUUAAAUGUUCUUGCCUUUUAUUAUAAAUUACAUUUUGAAACAAAGGCUACUGGAAAACACUUAAAAUUAAAUGACUAUUAUGUCAGA